Messenger RNA from Vicia villosa (hairy vetch), 975 nucleotides. Its product is annotated as protein MAIN-LIKE 1-like. Bases 1 to 975 code for a protein of 324 amino acids. The record is from RefSeq and is a predicted model, not a curated record. The transcript is spliced from 4 exons. Lineage: Eukaryota; Viridiplantae; Streptophyta; Magnoliopsida; Fabales; Fabaceae.
AUGACAGUGACUUUGGAUGAUGUGCAUUCCUUAUUUCACCUUCCGAUUGCUGGCACAUUUUUUACAAUAGUUGAUAGGGACCAGGUGACGACGUUGCGCAUGGUGAUGAAUGCUUUAGAGGUUGAUGAGCUGGUUGUGCUUAAGGAGUUUGGUGACACUCGGGACUUUCACCUCAAGAUGUCUUGGUUGAGGAAGGUUUAUCAAGAGCUUGUCGAUGCAGGGAGGUACCAGGUUGCCGCUAGAGCGUACAUGCUACAUCUAGUGGCAUUUACGGACAAGUCUGGAGUUUAUAUAUAUGUCCGCUAUCUUUCUUUAUUCAGCGACCUUGACAUCCCAUGUUGGGCUUGGGAAGUGGCGGCAUUGACGAUGUUGUACACGGCGCUUGAUGUCGCAUCUCGUCCUGACACCAGACAGCUUGCUGAUUAUCUAAGCUUGUUACGGUGUUGGAUCUACGAGCACUUCCCUCACAUCUGUGAGCGGAAGACCCAACAUUGUGCGGCUGCUGACCAUUGUGCAAGGAGGUGGAAGGCCAGACAGAUCCUUUCAGAAGGGGUGAUUGAGUACAGGCGGAGGCUGAAUGCUCUGACGCUGGAUGAUGUCAUUUGGGCACCGUAUACAUGUCACCGCAAUCAUCUUCCUUUUGAUGUAUCUUUAUAUUCAGGGUAUGUCAGAUGGAAGAGCCAUGUGGCUAGACACUUGCCUGAGAGGUGUCUACGCCAGUAUGAGUCACAUCCUCAGCUCCCCCUUGAGAUCCUUGAUACACCCGUUGCGGUUCAGCAGCCUGGGCAGUGUCAGGAUGGAUACCUGGAGUGGUUCCCUAGUGUGUCACACCCUACGGUCAUACCAUCUGCCGCAGCGUCUGAUGUUCCAGAGCCUUCAAGUAUCAAGGCUUCUUCUGAUCCACCACCACCACCUCCACCUCCCGACAUGUUUCGAGUAGAUAAAGAAAAUAACAUCAAUAACAAACAAACAUAG